CGAAACACCGUAGAAACAAGAGACGUAUCACUGCGCAUGCUUAAAUUUCGCUGUGUGUGUCCUACGUGAGUCGUUCAUUAGGCACUGGAUUUUGAGUCGUUUACCGAAGUGUUUACUCCCCUGUAGCUGAGUCGCGCGCCAGACCUCGCCAUGUUCCUAACUCUGGCCCUCCUGCGGAAGGGCAUCCCGGGUAAGCAGUGGAUCGGCAAGUACCGGCGCCCGCGGCCCAUCACCUGGCAGAUGAAGCGCAACACGGUGAAGCAGCUGGAGCGCGAGGCGGAGAACGAGUACUGGCUCAGCCGCGCGUACAUGAGCGCAGAGCAGGAGCUGGGCCACGCGGCGGCACGGCGCAGGCGGAUGUGGGAGAGCAUUCGCGAGGAGCGCUUCGUCGCCAGGUUCCCCGAGCACAAGCGACUGGACGACCACUUGAGCCACCUCAACACCACCAAGACGUGGUCCAGCUAGAGACAAUCACGCUGUGCUUAGUGCUCAGAGACUGCUGCUGGGUUUGUGGAGAGUGUGAGGGGAUGGAGAAGGGUUGUCAUGGACACAUGGGUUAUAUGUAUCUGAUCUGUGUGAGGGGGGUGGGGGUUGGGGGAUUUGAAAAUAAAUGUUUCAUUGUGGUUAAUUAUGA
This is a messenger RNA of Alosa alosa (allis shad), 634 nucleotides long. It is a transcript of the gene mrpl57, whose product is annotated as mitochondrial ribosomal protein L57. The transcript has 2 exons. Gene Ontology annotation, molecular function: structural constituent of ribosome. NCBI's taxonomy places the organism in Eukaryota, Metazoa, Chordata, Actinopteri, Clupeiformes, Clupeidae. The record is from RefSeq and is a predicted model, not a curated record. Gene Ontology annotation, cellular component: mitochondrial ribosome. Gene Ontology annotation, biological process: mitochondrial translation. Bases 151 to 465 code for a protein of 104 amino acids.